Molecule: messenger RNA, 828 nt
Organism: Desarmillaria tabescens
Lineage: Eukaryota; Fungi; Basidiomycota; Agaricomycetes; Agaricales; Physalacriaceae
Exons: 1
Coding region: 202-717 (171 amino acids)
Source: RefSeq, a predicted model, not a curated record
CUGGCAGUAUGGGAGAGUGCGCUCCACAGGAUCCAAGGGCUAAACGACAUGUUCGCGUCUAAAGCCUUGUCGGUACACGCAUGCCACUCACUCGACGCGGGACAAAAGAAUCACGAACAACGUGACUACAACAGGGGCCGUGGUAAAUUCCCUCUUGUCAGCUGAUGUCAGUCUGCGACGCGUCAACGUUCAACAUCCACUAUGCUCUCAAAACUUCCUCUGCUACCAGGAUGCCUCUUUGCCGUCACUCUCCAAAAUGGUUCCUUCUUCCCGUGUACUACCCCUGCCGAGCUAUUCCUUACAUCUUUUGAUCUAAAUUUGUUUUGCCCUACAAAGCUUCGCUCGACACCCCCCGACGACAUCAAAGGCGUGCUGAUUGCGAAUUGCGCCUACCGGCGGGUAGCAGCCCCGCGAUGUAAACGAGCUCUCAUCUCACAUUGUCUUCAACCUAUUCCUUUCAUCGACGUCAUGGCAAUCAAUCGCAUUCCCAGACGACUGCGAUCUAUUCUCCCUCCCCUUCAUCCCGCUCCAAUACUGAAGUACUCAAUAUUUGAACAAACUUGUCCCACCCCUACUACGAGGAGACGCCCUCAAUCCAAAGCACAAAACAGUCAUUACCCACCUCCCCUCGCGCUGCCCUUCCUGACGUAUCCAAAGCACAAGUGCCUCUACUCUGACACCGUCUUCCCCCAGUCUCCCCAGAAACAGGUGUUCUGAAGCCUAGAGAGAGACGUUGUGCCAGAGAACAACCUCGAGCUACAAGCAUUUCUACCUUGGCUCAAAUUUAACAGCCCGAAACUGUCGCUGCUAUUUUCUGGGUUUAUGGUU